Molecule: messenger RNA, 2550 nt
Organism: Lachancea sp. 'fantastica'
Lineage: Eukaryota; Fungi; Ascomycota; Saccharomycetes; Saccharomycetales; Saccharomycetaceae
Source: the annotation of a GenBank genome assembly
AUGGUCAAGGGAGAGUUUUCGUUAAAUGGAGAACCCCUGGACAUAACUCAAAGGCUAAUCCACCGUUACUAUGACGCUCUUUGGGCAGCAAAAAACGAUGCUGACUUAAAUUCGAGCUCCUCAGGGGAUGAAAAUGGCAAAAAUUCUAACGAUGGCAAUGACGGUCAUUCUGAUGAGGCAUCUGGCGGAACAUUUCGAAAACUAGCUUUCAUAGUAAAGAGAAUGUUUAGUCGAGAUUAUGAACGAAAUGUUUUGAUAGAGAAAGUUACCCAAGAAAAACAGCAUGCAACGUCUUAUGAAGAAUGGCUUGCUGCCGCACUUCGGCUUGACGAACUAACACGCACCAAUGAAUGGAAGGCGCGAGAAGAAAGUGUUCUCUACGACUACAAAUUCAUUCAAACUCACACUCAAAACAUGAGACAGGCCCGUCUGAAUAAGGACUAUGCUCAAUUGUUGUACCUGAUACGAACGACCUGGAUCAGGAACUUGGGAAAUAUGGGUAAUGUAAAUCUUUACAGGCACUCUCAUGUGGGUACGAAAUAUGUCAUUGACGAGUAUAUGCGCGAAUCAAAACUAGCGCUGCAGGAGCUAGUACGACAUUCCGAUUUGGACGAAAGCUAUCUUUUGGGUAUGCUCGUACAAACGCGCAAAAACAUCGGUCGAACAGCUCUCGUUCUGAGCGGUGGUGGCACAUUUGGCUUAUUCCAUAUCGGGGUCCUGUCAACCCUCCUAGAACAGGAUUUGUUGCCUCGAGUAAUUAGCGGCAGUAGCGCAGGCGCUAUUGUUGCAAGUAUUUUGUGCUCUUGCCAUAGGAGGGAAAUUGUCGGACUUGUGGAGAGUGUUCUGGAAAAGGAGCUCAACAUUUUUCAAGAUGACUCCGAAAAGACUCAAGGUGAGAACCUUCUUAUCAAGAUUUCAAGAUUUUUCAAAAGUGGUACCUGGUUUGAUAACAAGAAUUUGGUCAAAACCAUGAUAGGCUUUCUCGGCGAUUUGACAUUCAGAGAAGCUUACAAUAGAACUGGUAAAAUACUUAACAUCACUGUAUCACCAGCAUCUGUUUUUGAGCAGCCGGGUUUACUGAAUAACUUGACGGCGCCCAAUGUCCUGAUUUGGUCUGCUGUCUGCGCCUCUUGUUCCUUGCCAGGUAUUUUUCCCUCCACACCACUUUACGAAAAAGAUGCGAAAACAGGAGAAACGCGGGAAUGGAACAGCGGAACUGUGAAAUUCGUCGACGGAUCUGUGGAUAAUGACCUCCCAAUCUCAAGGCUCUCUGAGAUGUUUAACGUUGACCACAUCAUCGCUUGUCAAGUCAACUUACAUGUGUUCCCAAUCUUGAAAAUGUCUGUUUCGUGCGUUGGCGGUGAAAUAGAAGAUGAGUUCAGUGCUAGGUUUAGACAGAACUUGUCUUCGGUUUAUAAUUUUGUUUCCAACGAAAUUAUUCAUGUUCUCGAAAUAGUAACGGAACUGGGCAUUGCCACCAACGUUCUCACCAAAUUUAGAUCCAUCUUGUCUCAGCAAUACUCUGGAGACAUUACCAUCCUACCUGACAUCAAAAUGUUGUUCAGACUAAAUGAGCUUUUGGCUAAUCCCUCAACUGACUUUCUGCUACGGGAAACAGUAAAUGGUGCAAGAGCUACUUGGCCCAAGAUCUCCAUUAUAAAAAACCAUUGUGAACAAGAAUUCGAGCUGGAUAAAGCAAUAUCUUAUUUGAAAGGAAAGAUUAUCUCAAAUCCCACUUUUACGACAAAAAACCCAUUUCAAUUUACCGACCUUUCAAUUUCUCUUAUUAAUACGCCUGAAAUGCCCAGUCAUGACGAGCAAGUUCCUAACGAUCUGGAUGAUACCCUCUUGAAUCACCACGAGACUGAAAGAAUGUUGGUAAUCAACGAUUCCUCCAAGAGGCCUCAUUCGUAUGGCAAAACAAGCAUCUCAAUCGCUGACGCGAGCAAAAGCUUACAUCACCACCGUCGUAAGUCUGACUCGUAUGCCAAAGGGAAAACUGGCGCUCGGUAUAGCAUAUCACAUCCGGGCACGACCACUUCACACAUCUCCACAAAGCUCUUACCAACUUUGAUGGGUUACAGCCCUCGAAUGGAUAGAAAGAAAAGCGUUGGACAACUUCCAUCUUCCUCUGCCGCCAGCAGACCGCUUGAUAGUAAUUUUAGGUUGGAACCGAAAAGGCACAGCAGCAGCUUCACAGCUCUUCACGGCCCGCGAAACUCCAAUAUCUACUCCUCUGUUCGAACCAAUCCACCAUCGCCGCUAUCAGCUCCAAUAAACACCAAUAUCGAAGGAGCCUCACGAAAAGGCUCUUUCUCAUCUUACGAAUCGCCACUGAAAGCAUACUACAAACGUGGUGCAAAACCGCAUAAGGGUAGGAACUCUGCAACCAACCGCUCCAAUUCAACAGGCUCAGCUAAAUACAAGUCUUCAGGGAAAGCGAAAACGGGUCCCAAGCCAGAUUUGAAGGCCGUUUCGUAUGUUGACGAUAGCGCAAUAGAUCCAGUUGAUCCAGUAGGUGACGAGGAAAUUGACAAAGAGAGCAACUAA